GUCCAUGACAAUAUUCGCCAUGUGGCCAACGGCGACACUCGUAUAAUGCGUACAAACAAAUUGAUGAAACGAUAAACUUUAUAUUGUGUACUGGCUAUUUAUUGCGAAUAGUGCCGCGCGACUGACGCGUGUGAUUUAGUGAUUUUUAUUGCUAUUUAUAUGAUAGUAAAUGAAAUAAAAUAUAGUGUUUAUUGACGUGUUAUUCGAAUAAGAUACUGAAUACAUAAUUUUCUAAGAAAUGGAAGAUAUGAAUGUUGUGCAAGCGCACAAUUUACUCGGACAGAAAACACAAAUCCCAACGAAAAGGAAAGACAACGCGUUAACGAGAACACUACGAUCAUGUUGUGUGAUACCACAAAGGUAUAUUUUAGGUGUUAUGGGACUUCUCGGUGUGUGCAAUGCAUACACGAUGCGAGUUUGUCUAAAUUUAGCAAUAACACAGAUGGUCAAUCACACCAAAAGUGCUGGAUCCCAUUACGAUCCUGACGCAUGUCCUGAUGAUGAAGUAGUUGGUAACGCGACAGCGGCUUUAAGACCGUAUGCUACAUUUGAAUGGGACGAGAAGACUCAAGGGCUUAUUCUGAGCGGUUUCUACUACGGGUACGCGGCGACGCAGGUCCCUGGAGGCUACUUGGCUGAACGAUACGGUGGCAAAUGGACCCUUGGCGUGGGUCUGCUGAGCACAGCCUUAUUCACAUUCUUAACUCCAAUUGUUAUCAGAGCUGGAGGAGCAACUUGGCUCUUUAUACUUCGUGUUCUACAAGGAAUGGGAGAGGGCCCAACGAUGCCGGCUUUAAUGAUAAUGUUAGCUAGGUGGGUGCCUCCACACGAGCGAUCCUUCCAAGGUGCAUUGGUAUUCGGUGGUGCGCAGAUAGGAAAUAUAUUCGGCUCUUUCAUGUCCGGCGUGUUGCUCGCCGAUGGCAGAGAUUGGGCUUAUGUCUUCUACUUCUUUGGUGGAUUCGGUAUAUUCUGGUUCACGUUAUGGAGUCUUCUAUGCUACAGCACGCCGAAUACACACCCGUAUAUAUCUAAGAAGGAGUUAAACUAUCUAAACAAGAACGUAACAACGGCUGAGAAUAAGACCGCAAAGGAUCCGGUUCCGUGGAAGGCAAUAUUGCGAUCCGCGCCUGUCUGGGCGUUGGUGUGGGCGGCUGUCGGCCAUGACUGGGGUUAUUAUACAAUGGUAACAGACUUGCCGAAAUACUCUCACGAUGUGCUCAAAUUCAACAUAGCGACCACUGGCACGUUGACAGCCCUACCUUACAUCGCUAUGUGGAUUUGCUCCUUCCUCUUCGGUUUCGUAUGUGAUUUAUGCAUCAAGAAGGGAUGGCACACGAUCAAAACUGGCAGAAUUAUUCAUACAACUAUCGCCGCCACUGGUCCUGCGAUUUGCAUAAUCUUAGCUUCAUACGCGGGAUGCGAUCGCACAGCCGCUAUGGUUUACUUUAUUCUAUCAAUGGCACUAAUGGGUGGUUUCUACAGCGGUAUGAAGGUAAAUGCAUUGGAUUUGGCGCCAAAUUAUGCUGGAACUCUGACGUCACUGGUAAACACUACGUCUACCUUUGCGGGUAUUGUGACACCGUAUCUAAUUGGAUUGUUGACACCUGAUUCAACUCUAGUCCAGUGGCGUGCAGCAUUUUGGGUUUGUUUCGUGGUACUGGUGGGCACGAAUGUUGUGUACUGUAUCUGGGCAGACGGUCAACAGCAAUGGUGGGACGACGUUCGACAGUAUGGCUACCCUGAAGGCUGGAAACAUGGCUCAUUGAUACGUGAAGAGAUUCCUGAAGAACCAGAAUCUGUCAAAUUAUCUGAUAGAAAUGAUGGAUGACGAUGUGAGGUUCCAACAAAUUUGAUCAACAAACACAUAAU
Molecule: messenger RNA, 1869 nt
Organism: Papilio polytes (common Mormon)
Lineage: Eukaryota; Metazoa; Arthropoda; Insecta; Lepidoptera; Papilionidae
Product: putative inorganic phosphate cotransporter
Exons: 10
Coding region: 239-1828 (529 amino acids)
Biological process (GO): transmembrane transport; monoatomic anion transport
Molecular function (GO): transmembrane transporter activity
Source: RefSeq, a predicted model, not a curated record